GACGAUUUUGGUUGCCUACUCCGUAGCCGGUUUUGUGUUCGGUUUCUGCUUGCGGAAUGAAUUUCAGUUCUUCAUCGUUUCUCGUAGUGGGUAUGUCGCCGUGAUCACAUCACCGCUGUCGGGUACAGUUCCGUCAAAAAGUAUUGUGUUUUGUUGAUAAGGAUUAUUAUGGAGGUGAUUUUAUAAACUUGGAUACACUUCGUUUUAUAAAUUUGGUGCACAAUCAAAGCGUAAAAGGACUUUGUUAUGGUUUUGUUGGCUAAACAUGUAGGCGGGAUGUCGCGGCCACCAAAGCCAGCGGCAACCGCAAAGAAAGUACCACCACCUGCUGUUCCGCAUGAAUUUAGACAUUCUGGAAGUUCGUUCGGGUCUGCAGGAUAUGCUAGUUCGGAAGAUGCUGGAUUGCUGGCUCCUUCUGAAGCAUCUGGCAUACCUAGAGAUGACCAUUCUGAUUAUGGCAGCACUGUUAGCGGCAGUACUGGAAAAUCACCGGGUCCAGUAUUUCCAGCACCUACUUUUACAUUUCCAGGGCAAAUGUCGUCCGGGACAGUCCUCACACAUAAAGCAGCUGUUUACUAUCAUCACCAGCUCAGCCUGCAAGAGGAUCAGGGUAUUGAUAUGACGCAGAGUCCCGGAAGAGAUAGUCCAGGAUCGUCCAGUGGUAGCGCGGGUUCCGGUUCUAGACAUAGUACGGCAUCUUUAGAUAGCGGCAGAGCAUCAUAUCAUCCUCUUAGUACAGCUGGAAGAAGCACUAUUGGUUCCUCGAAUAGUCCAAGAUGUUCCUUAAGCUCCUGUUCGAUUGGCUCAGAUCAAGGCCGAAUUGAGAGAAUGAUUCAUCAGGGAAUUCCAGAUCAAGAAAUCAUUCAUUCUUGGUUAGUCGAUUUGCAAUUUGAAGAAUAUUUUCCUCUGUUCAUAUCAGCUGGUUAUGAUUUGCCUACAAUCGGAAGAAUGACUCCAGAAGAUUUGACUGCCAUAGGUAUUAAGAAGCCGAACCAUAGAAAACGAUUGAAAGCUGAAAUUGCCCAACUCAACCUACCUGAUAACUUGCCUGAAUUCAUACCGGGAUCUCUGGAAGAAUGGUUGAAUUUGCUGAGACUAGAUGAAUAUUUGCCGGCUUUUCUGGAACAGAAUUAUCAAACAGUAGACGACGUAACUCAAUUAACAUGGGAGGACUUGGAGGAAUUUGGAAUAGUAAAACUAGGUCAUCAGAAAAAAAUUAUGCUAGCCAUUAAGAGAAUUAAAGACGUCAAGUCAGGAAAAAGGAUACACACUGAUACUAACAGAAUAUACGCUACUCAAGACGUGCUGGUGCACGCACCCGUGGACCUUCCAUCGCCCGGUGUACCCGUACCCACAGUCCACAGCACUUUCCGCUCUUUUCACCAGCCCUGGGAGAUCGACCAGACAAGGCAGCUGCAAGCGGGACCACACUACGUCCAUCCUACAUUGUUUUGCACUGACAUAGUUCCUAUCAAGAUAAGAACAGGCCGAGGAAAAUCUUUAGAAUCGUUGGAAGAUCCGAACGAAAGAACUCACCAUACUUUCACAGCUGAAAAUACCCAAACCUUCUAUUGUCAACAACCAAUAGGAUGGCGUAUAAGGUCUUACGAAGACGGAGACAUAACACCUACAAAUGAAACGGCUUUAUUGUAUGAAGGUGGUGGAACGCUACCGAGACCUCGUGGAAUCAUAAGGCCUAGGCCCAUUGCCAAAAUAACUGCAAAAGCUUGCGAAACGUUUCCCGAUUUCGAAAAACCCCAGUUUAAUCCAGAAAAAUACGUCAAUCCACAAUAUAAAACUUUACCCCGGGAUAUGAUAGACGGAAACAACUAUCAUAUGCAAUACGGUAGUCCUAUAAUGGGAAAGAAAAUUCCACCGAAUCCUCCUAAAAGACAGGAUAGUGAGUGUAACGAACAAACCACAACAGUGGAAAUUCAUCAUGUCCAAACGUCUAGUCCCUUACCGCUUCCGGCUUAUCCCAGUUCAGACAGUCUUAGUAUAUCGUUAGACAACCAAGGCGACCUUCCUUUACCUCCUCCUCCUGCGCCUGGUACCCCUCCGGGCCUUUCACAAUGCAAACUUAAUACAUCCCAAUCUUGGAGUGUCGAAGAACAAGAACUUAUCAAAACGUUGGCGCUGCAGCAUAGAAACGGUUCCGAUGCAAGUUUUAAGUCGAGUUCCAGCACUGAAUCUGAUUCGCUGCCCUUUGCCAAUGAAAAUGCUGGUACAAUAAGAACGCGUGCCAGCGGUAGACAAGCGGAAUUUUCAUCACCGAAACCUCGUACAGGUCUGCCGCCACAUCCGUCCCCAACGCCUAAUAGACAACAAUCAAGUGCCCGAAACCAGAGAGCAGAACAACCAGUAGAUGUUUUAAACGACAUAGGAAAUAUGUUAGCCAAUCUCACAGACGAGUUAGACGCUAUGUUAGAAGAAGAAAAACGGCAACAGUAACUCUAUUUAUACUUUGUACAAGACUGAACAUCAAAUAAUAAUUUGACAUACUUAAUUUGAGGUCAGAAUUUUAUGUGGAGGU
Molecule: messenger RNA, 2533 nt
Organism: Psylliodes chrysocephalus
Lineage: Eukaryota; Metazoa; Arthropoda; Insecta; Coleoptera; Chrysomelidae
Source: the annotation of a GenBank genome assembly